Messenger RNA from Achroia grisella, 1373 nucleotides. Its product is annotated as lanC-like protein 2. NCBI's taxonomy places the organism in Eukaryota, Metazoa, Arthropoda, Insecta, Lepidoptera, Pyralidae. The coding region runs from base 148 to 1368 and encodes 406 amino acids. The transcript is spliced from 8 exons. The record is from RefSeq and is a predicted model, not a curated record. Gene Ontology annotation, biological process: carbohydrate metabolic process; peptide modification. Gene Ontology annotation, cellular component: plasma membrane.
AGUCAUAUGUCUGAUCUGUAUUCAAUUUAUAAAUAAAUAAUGUUCAGUGUUCAAAACAGAAAAAGAACCAUAAGCUUUUACAUGUAACAAAUUGUAUAUUUCAAAUUAAUUAAUAUUGAGUCUUUCUGAUUUGUUCUUAUUGUUAGCAUGACUUCUAAGGGAACGUUUGAGAACCACUAUGAUGAUUAUAAUAAGGAUGUAAAUAAUAUUCUUAAUGUAUCUAAAGAUGGAUUGUCUGAAAAGUUCCUGGGAAAAUUGCAAAACUUUAAGUCCUGUAAAUUACAUAUAUUGACAACAAAAAUGGAGAGUGAUAUUUUCUACGAUGGAACAAUAUACACUGGAUCAGCAGGGCUGGCUUUAUAUCAUUUUAUGUGUGCAAUGGGGAAAAAUGACAACAGUUAUGAGGGUUUAAAGACUGUAUUGGAAUAUAUCAACAUAGAAAACUUGAAAGGUCGCAGAAUAAGUUUUCUUUGUGGAGAUGCAGGACCAUUAGCUUUAGCUACUGUUAUAUCAUAUAAAAUUGGUACAACACGUCCAAAUAAUUUUCCCGAUUAUAAAACUUUAGCCCAAAGACUCAUGUCUCUUAUAUCUUUAUUGAAUGAUUCACCUGAUGAACUUUUAUAUGGAAAAUCUGGAUAUCUUUAUGCAUUACUUUUUGUGAAUAAACAUAUUACAGGGAAAGAAGUUAUUCCUGCAAGUCAUAUAGAAAAGGUCAUCCUUGCCAUUUUGAAAUCUGGUAAACAUUUUUCUACACAAAUGAAGUCAGAUAGUCCUCUUUUGUGGCAAUGGCAUGAUAAAAUAUAUUUGGGGGCUGCUCAUGGAAUGGCUGGGAUUUUAUAUAUGCUAUUACAGGCUCGAGAAUAUAUUAAUGUUACUGAACUACGUAGUUUUAUAAAACCGACCAUAGAUUGGCUAUUGAAUCAGCGGUUUCCGAAUGGAAAUUUUCCAUCAUCUUUAAAUAGCAGCUCUGGUGAUAGACUAGUGCAGUGGUGUCAUGGAGCGCCUGGAUUUGUUCCCUUGUGGCUAUUGGCUCAUCAGGUAUUUGAAGAAGACAAGUACUUCAAAAUUGCUUUACGAUGUGGCGACAUUAUAUGGCACAGAGGAUUAUCAACCAAAGGAUACAGUUUGUGUCAUGGAGUCAGCGGUAAUGCCUACUCGUUUAUACAGCUGUAUCAAGUUACAAAAGAACCCCUGCACUUGUAUCGUGCUUGCUGCUUCAUGGAGUGGUGCGCAGUAGAGCGCUCCGGUACAGAAUUGCACCGGCCGGACAGACCAGCCUCUCUCUUUGAAGGCCUAGUUGGGCGACUCUAUUUAGCUGAAGACAUUACUCACAUAUCAGAUGCCAAAUUUCCUGCAUUGUGUUUGUAAUUUUU